Cryptotermes secundus is the source of this 3684-nucleotide messenger RNA. RefSeq names its product RNA-binding protein 12. The coding region runs from base 292 to 3480 and encodes 1062 amino acids. The record is from RefSeq and is a predicted model, not a curated record. Lineage: Eukaryota; Metazoa; Arthropoda; Insecta; Blattodea; Kalotermitidae. Gene Ontology annotation, cellular component: nucleoplasm; ribonucleoprotein complex. Gene Ontology annotation, molecular function: RNA binding. Gene Ontology annotation, biological process: regulation of RNA splicing. The transcript has 4 exons.
AGCAUUUCCGUUCGCCAUUUUGUAAAUGGUUUGUUGUAGGAAGGUGUUGUUUCAUUCGCAUUUCAGUAAAUGUAUAUGGGGAUGUUUGAUGUUCCUUAAAUAAAUUGGGAUCUGCUACUCGUAGUACACUGUAGUGUAAUUAUUGAUGUAAUUGGAACAUAUGUGUAGGUCUUUACUAGUGGUGCAGCGGAACUUGGGAUUCGGCAUUGAAAUUAUCAUCUAGCUGUACUAGGUAGUCUCAGGAAGAAAGAAGAUAUAUUUUGAAUCACAAAGUCUGUAAGGACAUUGACGAUGAGUGUCAUCAUAAGGCUUCAGAAUCUGCCGUGGUCGGCGAACGCUCUGGACAUCCGACAGUACUUCAGAGGACUCUCCAUACCUGAGGGCGGUGUUCAUAUUGUAGGCGGAGAGCAGGGAGAUGCAUUCAUUGCUUUCAGUACUGAUGAAGAUGCGCGACAGGCGAUGAUGACAGAUGGCGGCAAGAUCAAAGAGGUGAAGAUCAAGCUGCUACUGAGUUCUCGGGCUGAGAUGCAGAAGGUGAUAGAACACGCUCGCCAGCAGUCUGUGACUCUACAGAAUUUCAUGCAGAUGCCAGCUCCUUCUCUGACUCCAACAACUUUACCAGUGCAUACACUGCCAGCAGCCAUACUAAAUCAGAUUCCUGCCAUCACUGCUGGUGCCACAGUGCCCACAGCAGCUACUGAUGUGGUCCAGCCAUCCCCAGUGUUGUCUGACAGGAGAGAUUCCCGAGAGGCAGAGCGUGACAAGAAGGAUACUGACAGUGUCAGUAGCAACAGUAAAGACAAGAAGGACAGAAGGGAGAGGUCCCGUUCCAGAGAUGGAGAUCGCAGGGACCGCAAGGAUCGGGACCGUGACAGGCAUAGGGAUAGAGACCGUGAUCGUGAUAGGCGUCGCCGUGACAGAAGCCGCAGUCGUGAUCGCGACAGAAGGCGCCGGGACAGACGAGACCGUAGCAGAUCAAGAGAUCGUAGUCGUUCCAGAGAUCGUAACAGUCGAGACAGGGAUCGUGAUUCUAAAAGAGGUUCACGGGAUGUGAAACGGGACUCUGUUACUCCUGCUAAUGAGCAGGACAAACCCAAAGAUCAGAAUGGGGAUGUAGUUUUGAUAUCCCAAUUUCCACAAGGAAAUGAGCGCAUGAUGAACCAGGGCAAGUUACAAGAUUGUUCUGGAAAAGGAGGGCCAUCCCAGCCUGGCUCAAUGAAUGCUGGCAUGUGGGACAUGCAGACAGGCCCUAUCAUGGCAAACAAUAUUAGUGGCUUUAAGCCUGGUGGAGGAAACCGCCCCACACAAAUGCAAAUGGAUGUCAGUUCUGGGCGAGACUUGGAUGGAAGACGACUUAUGGGAGGACCCAACUUUCCAGGUGAUAUGAUAAGAGCUCCCAUGUCUGGAAACCUUUCUAUGGGGAGUGCAGAAUCAAUUCAGAAUUCAUACCUGAGAAAUGAAGGGUACUUGGGAGGUCGGGAUUCUGGCAUGCCUUUACGUGGCCGAGAAAGCUGGCCUCCUGGACGACAGCCUGGGGAAAUGGGUAGAUUCUCACGAAAUGAGAGGGUUAGUGGUUACCCCCCAGGCCAGGGAGGAUACAAUGAAGCUGAUGAUUAUGAUGGACAUGGAGAAGUGGAAUCAAGAGGAUUUAGAGGGAAUUACAGAGGUAUGGGAGACUUCAGGAGAGGAGGAUUUCCACCAAGGGAAGGCAGAAUGGGAAGUUUGGCAGGAGGAAAUCUGAUAGAUAGGAUGGGUCCAGGGGGUCUCAUGCAAAAUGAAGUGGAUGAAAGAAGAGGUGGGAAUGCAUUUCAGCCAGGUGACAGAAGAAACCAAUUUAGAAUGGACAGAGGUGAGCAGGAUUUUGCAAGAAAUGAUCGUUAUGUCGACCAGUUUGGAAGAGAUCAACUCAAUGAUCGCUACCCUGGAAGACCAGGCACAUUUCCUGGAGAUAGAUUUCAGAGAGACAGAUUUUCAGGUGGUGAUAGAAACUUUGAACCUAGGCCUGAAAUGAGACAAGCUACUGGUACUGCCAUUGAGCUCCGCAAUAUGCCAAUUGAGACAGGUUAUAAUGAUAUUCGAAGGUUUUUCCAGGGACUACAGAUAGCUGGCAAUGGUUUGAAAUUGAUCAAUGACAAUCAUGGGAAUCGGGUUGGAAUAGCUUAUGUGAGGUUCCUGAAGCAGGAAGACAAAGACGAGGCUUUGAAAUACACAGGAAAGAUGAUACGAGGGUCCAUGGUUGAAGUUCUUCAUCUUAAUGAUGAAAUCUUUGACAAAGCUAUUGAUUCAUACAAACCACCCCAGGAAACAGAAUCAGUAGGAGAAAACCAAGAGAAAAAAGAACCAGAAACCUUUGUAUGUCUCUCUGUUAAAGAUUUGCCUCCAUAUGCCAAAGAACAGGACAUUAUUAAACUAUUCCAGAAUAUUCCCAUAGAGGAAAUUGUUAUGUUUGUAACCAAAGGUGAUACAAAGCAGUAUAUGGCCUUUAUCAAAUUUAAAAAACCCGAAGAUGCAAAGAAAGCUCUGUGUUGCAAUUCAAAACACACAGUUGGGCACAAAUCAGUCACCAUUGCAGUAUGUUCAGAGGAAGAGUUCCGGGAAGCAAAGGAAAACCAGAACAGAAUGGUUGAAGCAGAACCCGAAAUCAAGGAAAAACCUUCUCCUGAUGUGAAGGAGAAAUUGCAGGACUCAAAGUCACAAACCCAGGAUCCUCGCAGUCAUGGUGGUACAAUAGAACAACCUGUCAAGGAGCCGCCAAAAGCACUACAUCCUCCUACAGACUGUGUACUCCUUAAGGGUUUACCAGUUAAUGCAAACGAUCGUGACAUUCUGGAUUUCUUCUCAGAUGUUGGCUUGGUACCACUACGAAUUCAUAUUAUGUUGGAUAAAUUCAAUAAACCCACUGGAGAUGCAUUUUGUGAAUUCAGCAACAUGGAGGAGGCAGCACGGUCCUGUACGAAGAACAACACGCCUCUUGGGAAACAGGAUAUAAUAGUGCAGGCAGUCCUGAGGGAGGAAAUGAAUGAAGCCCUGGGUGUUGUAUCACAGCCUGAGUUACCAGUGCACCCACUGGGCCUCGCUCGACUACAGCAUCCAAGGGACUUCCAUAACAGGUCCAUGGGUUUAUUGGGAGUCUCACCUGGACCUCUUCUGGGUCGCAUGCCACUCUUGAGGCGACAUCCUGGUUCCAUGCAAUCUGGUGCAGUUCAGUCACAAGUUACUCCAGUUGAAGGUUUCGGGAAGCCAGGCUGUGUUGUCGCAGUGGAGAACAUUCCAUUCAGAGCUGACAUUGACGAGAUCCUAGAAUUCUUCGUGGACUUUGACGUAAGUCGUGAAAGUGUUAUACGACGCUUCAAUGACAAAGGUAUGGCCACAGGAGAUGCACGAGUGGCAUUCAUAAACCCAUCUGAGGCGCAACGAGCCAUCAGAGAACUCCGUUUUCAUAAGAUUAGGGGGAGACCUAUUUACUUAAGUCUCCUUUAAUGCCUAUUACAGAGUACAAUCCAGUAGGAACAUAGUAUUGAGUUUUGUAAAUGUGCGUUUGGAAUAAAUGUACAUGUAUAUACAUAUAUGUAGAAUUAUUACUAGCAACUGACCAUUUCUUUUAUUACAGCAAGAAAAAUAUGUAAAUGAGGCAGUCACUUAUGUAUGCAUAUCAGUAAAUCAAUGAUACUUUCUUUUGUUAAA